This is a messenger RNA of Schistosoma turkestanicum, 4926 nucleotides long. The record is from the annotation of a GenBank genome assembly. NCBI's taxonomy places the organism in Eukaryota, Metazoa, Platyhelminthes, Trematoda, Strigeidida, Schistosomatidae.
UAAUGACCAGCGCUGUCUCUGAAGUAUUCAAGAUACAGGUCUGGAUUUUCAACUUAUCACCGUUUACUAAUCAACUCAACUUCAACCAAUAAUCAGACUUACCCAUAAGUUAAAGAUAUUCAUUCAUUCUUAUGUGUGAAUGGAUCAAAGAGAACCUAAUAGAAAGGUUGGAUCUCUGAAGUCUACUUCUUCUCUUGUUGAACUGGCUAGUAGUACGAAGCACAAUACUACCCAUCCACCAUUUACUAAAGGUUCAUCAACCGAAACGUAUACAACCACCAAAUCAGGAGAUGGUUCGUCACUACGUACAUCUUAUCACCAACCACUACCAACAUCUCCAGAGUAUCCGACAAGUAUAUCAUCAAACCCUUCUCGCUCCUCAUUUCUCUCACGUCAAGUAUCUUUUGAUCAAGGAGGAGAAGGUCGCCUUUCUUCAACACAGGUUAAACAACGUUUAAAAGCUUAUCUACUUAAUCGUCGUCGUGGUCGUGUUUUAAAUAAUCGACAUUGGAGAACAGAUGGCAAAUUACCUGGUUCAUCACAAAAUCCCUUUAUAGAAUCAGACUUUGAUGAAAAUUUGGAACAUUCAGGCAGUGAUUCAGGUCAUCAUGGAAUGUCGCAUAUAGUCGAUCACUGGCACAGUGCAGAUUCACCUUCUUUCAGUGAAUGGGAUUUAGCUGAUGAAAAUCUACUGGUACAUCAACAUCAUUCAUUAGAUUUGGAUAUGCAAAGAAAAUUAACCGAUUUCCAUGCUUCUAUUAAUUCUACAUGUCUUUCAUCAAAUUUACAACCAAUUUCUUAUUCAUCAUCACUUUCUCAAUCUGCCCAUAAAUUGUCUUUCAAUUCUGUAAAUAUUAAAAAUUUCAACAAAGAACAUGGAACUAUUGGUAUUGUUCAUGCUAACCCUAACACUGGGAUUGAUGAACAAGUGCCGAAUUUUGGAACAUUAGAAAAAUCUAAUCCAUUUUUAGAACAAUUAAAAAAUUAUCAUUUAAUUUCAAAAUAUGAUAAUCAUUUAACUAAUGAACAAAUACAAACAAUGAUUGCAUUAUUGAAAAUAAUCAGUCAAUCUAGACGACAAAUAAAAAAGUCAUCAUCUCAAUCAAUCAAUUUAGAUGAGAAAUUAGAAAAUGACACAGACCCACAGCACCAACGACAUUCAGUUCAUUAUGAUGAAUGUGAUUCCAGGCAGUUUGAAGAAUAUCUUCCUCUCUCCGAUGUUGGUGCAAAUGUGAAUUAUCAUGAAGCACUAUCCGUACUUGUAAAACUAUGCCAAGAAGCAUCGUCACCAAUUCCAGUUCAACCAAAUAUUCCUGAAUCUCAACACAGAAAUCCUGUAAAUAAAUCUCAUUCCUUCUGUGCAUCAAGUCAAAUGGAUUGGGAGAGUCAAUUAUCAUUAAACUCUACUAAAUCUAACUUGAUUUACAAUUCCGUGUGGAAUCCAUUUUCUCAACAAAGUGUAUCCAUACAUACAAAUGAUGGCGGUCGCAAUGAUAAUGAAAAGUGUGAUGUUGGUCACAUCGAUAAUGCUACACCCACUGUUCCUACUAUCAAUAGCACUAAAACUAAUGCGGACAACAGUUCAUCCAAUCUAUAUUAUCAAUCUCAUAAAUUAGCAUCAGAUAUCUGGUCGGCUUUACCUGAAAAUGAUUGGCUUUCACAGAGUUAUCAUGUAGACAUGACAACAACUGGUUAUACCAACAUCCCAAAUAAUAGUUUAGUAACUGCCGUAGCCUUCGAUCCCGAGAUGCUUGAACACAAAUGUCUUUGUUCCAAUGCUCAUGAUUUAAGUAUUCAUCCUGAAUGUCCAGAUCGUUUAACUACUGCUUUGGAACGUCUUGUCCAUGCACCGCUUCGUAUACCUCCACAUAUGUCGUCAUAUGCAUCAAAUGAUUUAAUUGAAACUUUUAAAAUUACUGUCUUACAAGAUAUGCCUGAUUUACAACGUGAUUUUAAUCAAUUUCUUCAAAGUCAUGCAGAUAUUCCAAAAACUUUAGUUACUCAUUUACCUUUACUAGCAUUUUGUCGUUUAGUUCGUGCACGAAUGGCAACCAAGAAUGAAUUACAAAUAUUCCAUUCAACUGAAUAUGUUCAAACAUUUGGCACUAUUCCUACUGGUUCAAAUGAUGAUCGACCUUCGUCCAAUUGUUCCAAUGAAUCACCACCAUUAUCAGCUGUAUCUUAUGGAUCUCCAGCGGUUGAUUGUGGAUUAUCAUGUACUGCCACAAGUUUAUCAAAUCAUUUAUGUUCAUUAGCUUGUGGUGGUGUUGGUGUUGAUUCAGAUACAGUUUGGAAUCCGUAUAAAACAGCUCGUGCUGCUCGUUUAGCUGUUGGUCAAGUUUUAUGUCUUGCUCAUCAAGUAGCAAAACGUCAUUAUCGUAAUGGAUUCGCUAUUGUUCGCCCACCUGGUCAUCAUGCUGAACCAAAUCAAGCUAUGGGAUUUUGUUAUUUUAAUUCUGUUGCAAUAGCUGCACUGCAUUUACUACGUGAACGUAUUGUUUCCAAAGUUUUAAUACUUGACUGGGACAUACAUCAUGGCAAUGGAACAAAGCUUGCUACAGCACAUCCUGGACUAGUUUAUUUAAGCCUACAUCGAUAUGAUGGUGGAACAUUUUUUCCUGGUACUGGUUCAGUAUCCAAUCAUACCGAAGAGAAUCAAUCAUCACGAAAUAAUUCCUGUGAUAAUAAUGAUCAAACAUCUACUACUCCUUUUACUGAUAAUCAUAUUUCUUCAGAUAAAUUGAAACACUUAGAUGAUAACAGUGUUAAUCCAAAUAAUAAAUUUGGCAAUAAUUUUUCAAAUACAACAAUUCCAUCAGCUCAAUUAAUAAAUAUUGCAUGGGAAAAUCCUAACAAUCAUACAAAUGAUAAUAAUUAUACUGAAACACUAAGAUCACAAAUGAAACGUCGAUCAACUACAUCUACUAUUGAUCCCUCCUACAGUUUAAAUGCUGAUGAAAGAAGGAAACGAUGGUUUCAAAAUACUGCUAAUCGAUCGACUCAGGGUGAACUUUCAAUGUCUAUCAGAAGUAGACAAGAUUCCGAUACUAUGCCAUUUUGUACAUGUCUAUCAAAUAAAAUGACAAGUACGGGGAGUAGUCAAGUUUGUUCAUUCUGUUUAUCACAAUCAAUUGAAUCAUGCUCAGAUAAAUCAGAUCUAUUAUUACCUGAAACUAAUCUAAUUUAUAGUCGUAAUAAUAAUAAUUCAUAUCCUCAUUUUCAACGACAACAUUCUACACAACACCAACCACUAGUAUCGAACAUAUCUCACCAACAACAACAACCGGAUCAGCCAUCACUGUCUGGUAAAUCGAAAGAACCUUUAUUAGGUUUAAGUGAUGCAGAGUAUUUAGCUGCAAUGCGUUCUAUUGUUAUACCAGUUGGACAUGAAUUUCAACCUGAUAUUAUAUUGAUUUCAGCUGGUUAUGAUGCUGCUUAUGGACAUGGUGAAGCAUUAGGCGGUUAUUCUGUAUCAGCUGGUUUAUUUGCAUGGAUUACACAUCAGUGUAUGUCCAUAUCAAAUAGUCGUAUAGUUUUAGCAUUGGAAGGUGGUUAUUCUCCAUCAACUGUAGCUGAUUGUAUUACAUCAUGUGUAAAUGCCUUAUUACUCCCCGCUUCACAAUCACAUUGGAUUCCUGUAUUGAAUAAUGAACAAUCAAAUCAAUGCAUCGAUAUUAAUGGUGCUCAAGAAGCUUGGAUGAAUGCUGUCUAUUGGAUACCGAACUCAGAAUUGAUUCGUCCACCUAGACCGGAAGCUGUUGUCAAUUUAAUGACUACAAUUCGACAUCAUGCUAAAACUGGUUGGAAAUGUUUUACAAAUGUAUCGGAAGAAACUGUUGCAAUGUCAUUUUCUGAAGCUAUUCACAUGGAGCAUCAAUUAGUUGAAAUGAAUAAAUCAACUGAAUUCAAUUCAAUGAAAAGUAGAAGAUUAAGCGAUGAUAGUAUAUCAUCAUCAUCAUCAUCAGUAGUAGUAAAAGUACCAAUCACAUCAGCACCGUCCACAUCGACAACAGCAGCGCAUCGAUUUAGCAAUUCACAUUUAUCUGAUUAUAUGGCUAAAUUGCAUAUGGAUCAAUCUUAAACGUCAUAGCGCUCUUAUUUUCUCUUCAUUUAUCAAUAUGUAUUUAUGAUUAUGUGAUUUUGCUAUUGUCUCUCUCUCUCUCUCACUCGCUUAUAUUUUUUUUGCCAGAAAAUCAUGUUAAAUAUACAAAUGUAUUUAUUGAAUAAUUUAUCUCUUUUCUAAUUGUCGUUCUUCUUGAUAAUGUACAUUACCGAAGUUGUUUUGUAUUUAUUACUGUCACAUUGUUAUAUUACUAUUAUUAUUAUUAUUAAUAUCAUAAAUGAGUGAAUUAAAACGAUGUCCGUUAUCUGAUAUCGAACCCUAGUCAAUAGAUUUCUUUUUUUUCCUAUCUUAUACAAUCCUAACUGACACAUAUACAUGCUUGUGUGUGUCGGUUUUAACUGUCUCUCUCUGACUCACACAGACACACACGAUUUACAUUCAUUCAAUCUGACAUUAGUUUCCGUAUUCAGUCUAUGUGACUGACCAACCAAUUAUUAUCCUAUUAGAUUCUUAAUUGAGAUAAUCUAUUCGUCUAUCUAUGUAUUUGUCUUUUUUUAUAAUUUAUCCUCCAACAUACACUCUUAAGAGGGAUAUGUAGUUUUGAUUGCGAAUUUUCCAUUUUGUAAAUAUCUCGACAGAUCAUAUUGUUUAUUUUUUCUUUCUGAUUUCUCAGUUGAUCACUAAAGUUUUUCUCCUUGAUAUUCUUGACAUAUUCCGAUUAUUCGAGGUGGAUACUACUACAUGAAAUAAAUAUUCAAUCUCUGCAAUCUCUCUUGCUUUCUGUGAAUAAUGGUAUUUACACGUCUACUUAUUUAUUUAUUUAUAUAAAAAAUAUGUAUAAUGUAUGUUACAUAAUGAUUAUU